Messenger RNA from Didymosphaeria variabile, 663 nucleotides. RefSeq lists its product as uncharacterized. NCBI's taxonomy places the organism in Eukaryota, Fungi, Ascomycota, Dothideomycetes, Pleosporales, Didymosphaeriaceae. The coding region runs from base 1 to 663 and encodes 220 amino acids. The record is from RefSeq and is a predicted model, not a curated record. The transcript is spliced from 2 exons.
AUGGCAGAUGGCACGCACACAGCCUUUUUCUACGGCACAUUGAUGGCCCCUCCCGUCCUUCACCGUGUAAUCUGGGGGCAGCCCACCCCGCCAACACCGGCCCACGCGUCCCUCCUCCACAUUCGCCCGGCCAUCUUACACGCCCACCAACGCCGCCAAGUUCGUCACGCAGACUACCCCGCCGUCCUACCCUCCCCUUCCUCAUCUGUGCGCGGCACCCUCGUCACAGGCCUCACAGACGGCGACAUCUGGAGGCUUGACAUCUUCGAGGGUGACAUGUACGAGCGGCGGAAAGUUCGCGUGCGCGUUCUGGAGCAGAAGGGCGGCAAGGCGGAAGAGGGCGAAGGCGGUAUGGGCGACCUCGCGGCUAAAGAAGAAGACAACAUCGAGGGCGAGGAGGUUGAGGCCGAGACAUACAUUUGGGUUGCACCUGCGUCGCAUCUGGAAAACGAAGAGUGGGAUUUCAGCGAGUUCGUGAGCCACAAGAUGAAGCGGUGGGUAGGGCGUGAGGCGGCGGAGAUGGAUGAGGGGUUUCAGGAUGUUGAUGAUGCGGUUGCGGCAGGGAAGGAUCCCACUGGCGGAAGGGGCGCGAACGGAAGUAUCACGAGGCAAUUAGAAAAGGGGGGAAAGACCGAGAAAGAGGCAUUGGAUGCUGCUGUAUAA